Messenger RNA from Schistosoma margrebowiei, 1011 nucleotides. The record is from the annotation of a GenBank genome assembly. Lineage: Eukaryota; Metazoa; Platyhelminthes; Trematoda; Strigeidida; Schistosomatidae.
AUGCGUAAUGGUCAAGGAAAAGAAGUUGCAUCAACAAGUGUAAUGAUUAAAAAAUAUGUAAAAUUAGAUCCAGAUGAUGAAUUCAGUUCACAAACAUUAAUUAAACGACAUGGUGAACAAUUAAAAAAUAAACAUAAAUCUUCAAAAUGGUGUCGAUUACAUAUAACAAAUGAUGAAUUAUGGUUAUCUGGUGCUUAUUGGUGGCCUAAUUCCAUAUUGAAUGGUAUUCAUUUAAAUGAAAUUAAUUGUUUAGUAAAAUUUUAUUCAACACCUAAUCUAUUAGCUUUGGGUAUAGCUUCACGUUUAUAUGAAUCUGAAAAACAAUAUGUUAUACUAUGUACAAAAAGUGGUUCAGAUCGUGAACAAUUAGUGAAAACUUUAACUACACUUUGUGGAAAUCGAUAUACACAAUCAGAAAGAAGUUUUAAUGUUCCAAUUGUUGGACCUACUGUUAACAUAGUUGAAAUUUCAUUAUCACCCGAUUUAAAAAAGCCAGUUUCUGUAGGAAAAUCAAUAGAAAUUAAUCAUGAGCCUAGUAUACAACCAGUAUCAUGUAAUAAUCCUGAAACAUAUAUAAAAGAAACGACAAUCAAAAUUGAAAGACAUUCUUCACUUAAUCAUAUAUCAACAGCACCAAUUUCACCUGAUCAUAUAACUACUAAUGUGACUGUUCCUGCUAAUAAUACUACUGCUACUUCUUAUACUACUACUGAAAAUAAUUACAAUGAUGCUGUCAAUAACUAUGAUGUUCACCAUCAUGACUGUGAUACUAUUAAUGCACCAUGUAAUAUAUCACCAUCACAAAAACCAUGUCGAGAAAUUCAAUGGAUUUCAAAUGAUAACAUAGGACCAUAUCGAUUGAAACGUUUUAUGGCACCUUAUUGUGAAGGAUUAGAGUCUGGUUUAAAUCCGAAAGAUUUAAUACAUGUUUAUUAUGAUCCAAAACAAGGGAAUAUUAUUUCACCAGAUGGACCAAUUUAUUUAUAUUGUGUCAAUUGUCCUACUGAAUGA